CACAGUCAGCCUGGCUAGUGACAGUAAGCAGUACGACAGUUCCACCAGCUCACCCAAACUGGGAACCAGCCUGCAUGUGUCAGACUAAAGUAGCAGAUCUUCCCACCUGUGACAGCUUAAACCCGGGCAGCCUACAAUUGAUUUCCAAGUUAAAGAAUCCUUCUGGUUCCUGUUCUGUGGAUGUUAGUGCCAUGUGGUGGGAACGAGCUGGUUUUAAGGAGCCAUGUAUCAUAACAGCUUGUGAAUAUGUAGUUUCUCUUUGGAGACCUCUGGAUACUUGGCAGUGGGAAAAAAUCUACACCUGGCAUUUCACAGAGGUACCUGUGUUACAAAUAGUUCCAGUGCCCGACGUUUGUAAUCUUGUAUGUGUGGCUUUGGGAAGUUUGGAGAUCAGAGAAAUCAGGGCAUUACUUUGUUCCUCUGAGGAUGAAAGUGAAAAACAAGUACUACUCAAAUCUGGAAACAUAAAAGCUGUGCUUGGCCUGACAAGGAGGAGGCUCGUUAGUAGCAGUGGGACCCUUUGUGAUCAGCAAGUGGAAAUCAUGACUUUUGCAGAGGACGGAAGAAGCAAAGAAAAACAGUUUUUGAUGCCCCCUGAAGAGACUAUACUUACUUUUGGUGAGGUCCAAGGGAUGCAGGAAGCUCUGCUUGGUACUACUAUCAUGAACAACAUUGUUAUCUGGAAUUUAAAAACUGGUCAACUCCUGAAAAAGAUGCACAUUGACGAUUCUUAUCAAGCUUCCGUCUGUCACAAAGCCUAUUCUGAAAUGGGGCUCCUGUUUGUUGUUCUGAGUCAUUCUUGUGCCAAAGAGAGGGAGGCGUUGGGCAGCCCUGUGUUUCAGCUGAUUGUGAUUAACCCUAAGACGACCCUGAAUGUUGGCGUGAUGCUGUACUGUCUCCCACAGGGGCAGGCUGGAAGGUUCCUAGAAGGGGACGUGAAAGAUCAUUUUGCAGCAGCAGUCUUGACUUCUGGGACAAUUGCCAUUUGGGACUUACUUCUGGGUCAUUGCACUGCUCUCCUUCCACCCAUCUCUGACCAAAAUUGGUCUUUUGUUAAAUGGUCUGGUACAGAUUCUCACUUACUGGCCGGACAAAAAGAUGGAAAUAUAUUUAUAUAUCGCUACAUAUAAGUUAAGAGGGAAAUAACAGUUUUCUGGAUAUGUGGGCCUCUUUUUUUCCCUUUGGAGUACAACUGUAAAGGAAUAUCUGAAUGACGUUUAAAAUAAUUACUUGUGUCCAUCCAGAGAGACUUAUUUUUAUUCUGCUGGUGGUGGCACUACUGAUCUUGAAUAUUUGUUUAUACUUACUUUGGGGGAAAGGGCUUUAGGUCAGUUUUUGUAUUCCCAAUAUUUGCACAUUUGCUUUUAAGAAGUGUAUAUAAAAAUUCAAAUGUCAAUAAAUAUUUAUUUUGAUAAA
Molecule: messenger RNA, 1416 nt
Organism: Marmota flaviventris (yellow-bellied marmot)
Lineage: Eukaryota; Metazoa; Chordata; Mammalia; Rodentia; Sciuridae
Source: RefSeq, a predicted model, not a curated record